AUGUUCCGUCGACGAUACGGUGCCGACUUUCCAAGUUUGGAAGAAAUCGCUGCUGACUCCGAUGUGGUGUUCGUGUCUACGGACGAGUUUGUUGAUUUACCUCGUCCCACGCUUCCUCAUAUAGUUCACAUUGGAGGACUGGGAGUGGGGGACGCUUCGAAGAAUGGAGGCUUAGAUGAGAACAAAUGCAAAAAGGAUUCGAAAGGAGUCAUCUACUUUUCGCUGGGAACGCUCGUCAACACUUCGUCGUUGCCUGCUUUCGCAAUGAAAGCCGUGGUGGAAGCAGCAAGACAAACUCCUGACUAUCAUUUCAUUUUGGUUGUAGACAGCAACGACAAGUUCACAAGACAACUUUCCGAUUCCCUUCCAAAUGUCUUCCUGUGCAGUUGGGCUCCACAAGCUGCACUUCUACAACAUCCCCGCUUACAAGCGUUCAUAACACAUGGCGGC
Messenger RNA from Ostertagia ostertagi, 450 nucleotides. The record is from the annotation of a GenBank genome assembly. NCBI's taxonomy places the organism in Eukaryota, Metazoa, Nematoda, Chromadorea, Rhabditida, Trichostrongylidae.